This is a messenger RNA of Geodia barretti, 1514 nucleotides long. The record is from the annotation of a GenBank genome assembly. Lineage: Eukaryota; Metazoa; Porifera; Demospongiae; Tetractinellida; Geodiidae.
UUUUACAUUUGCCGAGUCAGCGAAAAUGCGGAGGACGAAUCCGUCUUCGCGGAGCCUGGCCGCUCAGGUGGAGCCGGACGUCGGGAACAUUGUGUUUGCCACGGGCGGCUACGACCACUCGGUCAAGUUCUGGCAUCCACACGACGGCGUCUGCUACAGAACAGCGCAACAUCCCGAAUCGCAAGUGAACAAGCUGGAGGUGACCCCCGACAAGAGACUAGUAGCAGCUGCAGCUUACCAGCAGAUCCGAAUGUAUGAAGUCAACUCCUCAGAACCAUCUCCUGUGUAUGUUUUUGAAGGCAUCUCAAAGAACGUGACUGCAGUGGGUUUCUAUGAGAAUGGACAGUUCAUGUACUCCGGAGGAGAGGAUGCCACUGCCAGGAUAUGGGACCUCAGAAUGGGAGGGGCAUCUCAGCAGUGUCAGAGGCUAUUUCAGGUGAACACUCCAGUCACCAGCAUCUGUCUCCACCCCAACCAGGCCACGCUGGUGGUGGCAGAUCAGAGCGGCACCAUAUACCUCUGGGACCUAUCCACCGACCACAAUGAACAACACAUUCCUGAACCAGAUGUGUCCAUUCUCGGGAUCGACAUAGACCCAGAUGGAGCCUACCUGGCUGCCGUCAGCAGUAAGGGUACGUGCUACGUGUGGAGUCUGUCUAGCGGUGUAGGCACCAGCCCCAUCACACUCACCCCUCGUGUCAAGAAAAACGCCCACUCCCGCUAUGCCCUCAAGUGCCAGUUUAGCCCUGACUCUAGUCUGCUGGCCACGACGUCAGCCGACGGGACGUGCAAGAUCUGGUCCACGGCUGACUUCUCCCUGAGGAACACACUCAAGAAGAGUCCAGACCGAUGGGUGUGGGACUGCGCCUUUUCCAGCGAUUCCCAGUUCAUUUUUACUGCGUCGAGUGAUCACGUGGCUCGACUGUGGCACACGGAGAAGUCUGAUCCAGUCAGAGAGUACCGCGGACACACCAAGCCAGUCACCGCACUAGCCUACAAUGACAGCAAUAGUCGAUGAACGGAUGUAUAUACAUACAUACACAUGUAUGACCGAUCAACUGCACUUUACACAUCGUUGUUUUUCACAAUCAUGUUUUGUAUCGCAAAUAGUCAUGUGUUGAAGAAUUCCUAAACCCCUGUUGUGGUAAACGUCUGCUCAAGCACUAUAUAUACUGUGUACACAAAACGACAAUGUUUAAAAAGACAAUGCAUACAAGAUAAAGUAAACGGAGUAAACGUCACGUGCAGAAGACUUGUUUACAGAGAACUAUAGAUGCAAGGCAUAUGGACUAUCUUUACCUACGAUAAAAGCUGCAUGAUUAUAAAAAAUAAAAGCAAAAUGGCAAAUAGUGUGCAUUAAAAAAAAUCUGAGAUAUAUAUAAGGGACAGGUGUGCAUUAAUAAGAGUGUCAAGCUUCUCUAAGUGGCUCGGAGGAAAGUCGUUGCGAUGGAGAAAUCUCUCGGAGUUCGUUGGAGGGAGUUGACUGGUUACCGUUCACUGGUCUCUGCAGAUCG